Molecule: messenger RNA, 918 nt
Organism: Pocillopora verrucosa
Lineage: Eukaryota; Metazoa; Cnidaria; Anthozoa; Scleractinia; Pocilloporidae
Source: RefSeq, a predicted model, not a curated record
AUGAAUAACACCUCUGUUACUUUAACGACAUGUUUUUUCCUCGACACUACUUCUGAGCCCUCGGAGCAUUUCGAUUCCUUAAGUCUUGCCUGCCUUGUUCUCCAUUCUGUUUCAUUUCUGCCCGCGGCGCUUGGUAAUGGCAUUGUGGCGCUGACAACAUUAAAAACACCUUCGCUUCACAAGCCCUCUUUUGUGCUGCUGAGUUGCGCAGCCAUGGCAGAUUCACUCACUGGAUUUCUCGCUCAACCGGUAGCAAUGGCGUCGUUCGCUGCUAAAUUGCGAAGAAAAUUAAUAACUGCUUGUCAGUUGGACGUCGUGAAGGAAAUCAUGGGUUGGUUGUUUAGCGGAGUAUCCGUUAGCAUUUUAGCUUUGCUGAGCGUUGAACGCUAUCUCGUGCUUCACUUAGGAACGCGCUACCGUUCAGUUGUCACAGUGAAACGUGUUCUCCUGGCUGUCACUGUUUUCUGGUUGUCGCUGGUAAUAUUGGAAAUUCUUCGCUUCCUUGUUUUGAAUAACAAGACAUUUACAGCCAUCCAUGUUCCAUUCAUGUUUCUAAGCCUCAUGACUCUCACAGCGACUUACUUUCAAAUCCAUCAUUAUAUAAAGAGACAGAGUCUAAAACUGACUCCGGCAAAUAAUCGACACGUACACAGCUUUGACAUUGCCAAAUACAAGAAAAUCACUGUGGCUGUUCUGUACAUUGUUUGUUUUUACUGGUUGUUUUUUGCACCAUUCGUGUGCGUUCUUGUGGCUUAUCUCAUUCUUGGUUUCUCGGAAACCGUUGAAGGAGCUUAUUACAUCACCACAACUGUUAUUCUGGCGAAUGCGGCCGUAAACCCAUUUUUGUAUUGCUGGAAGCUACGAGCUCUUCGGAAAGCAGUGUUGAUAAAUUUGAAGUUGAUACUUCACCUGGACUAG